CAUGUGUAAACCUAACCGCUCCACACCUCGGCCCAGCCCAUCGGCCGCCGCGCCCCAAACCCCGACGUCUCGCGCUACUUCGCACGCCGCCCGCUAAUCCCUGCACGCAUCCCAAAUCUCUCACCACCACCGAGCUGCGCCUGCGCCGGCCGCAACCCCGCCAACUCCCCCUCCACACUCCGAGUAGAUACUCCGAGUAACGCGCCCGCUGCGAGAAACACUCCAACACCGCAAGCGAUACCGCAAGCGAUACCGCAAGCGAUACCGCAAGCGAUACCGCCAAGCGACGCCGCACAGCCGCGAUGAACACACCGGGCGCCUCGAUGCCGCCCGCGGCCGCGCCAGGCACGGCGGACAGCUACAUCAUCGGACACAACACGCGGCCAGCGAACCCGACGCCGCUGUCGGCGCCGCAGGAGCAGCAGGUGCGGGAUCUGUACUACAAGAACGUGCGGGCGAAGUGCGCGGCGGAGAUUGAGGCCUUCGCCCAAUGCGCCCUCGGCCGCACCCUAACCAUGAUCUACGCCUGCCGCGCCCCGCGCCUCGCCAUGAACACCUGCAUGCUGCAGUACCAGAACCAGGACUCGCUCGACGCGGCGCGGAGCGAGUGGUUCGCGCUCGCCGAGGAGCGCAAGGCCGCGCGGCUGGAGCACAAGCGCCGCUUGCUGGAUGCGCGCGAGAAGCACAAGGAGUGGUGGAAUCUGGAUGAUGGGGGGCGGCUGCAGGGGCAGGGCGCUGAGGUGGUUAGGCGGGAGGAGAAUAAGGUGGAUGGAGGGGGGCAAAUCCCGGUAUCCACGACCUGUAUCGCCGUUCCACACCCCGCCCACAGGACUAGGCGUCUCUGCCAGCACUCAGCGCCCAACUUCUCAGCACCGCACCCUCUGUUCUCCCGCCCGCACGCCGCAGCUCCAGACAGUCCUGGUGUGUGUGGGCCACACCCAGCACCCCGGCUGCUAGCUAGCGUGAGGGACGAGUGAGCGUGGGGGGUGAGUGCUUGUCUACCUACAUGAGCGCAGCAGGCGCCGUAGGUAUUAUAAGUGCUACUUACAAAGUUUUACAAGUAUUACAAGUAUCACAACUCCCAGCAGCUCAACGCAAGACGAUAUGAUAUGAUAUAGUAUGCCACACACGACACAGUAUGAUACACAUAACGCAGCCAGAUAUAGCACAACACAGC
This is a messenger RNA of Boeremia exigua, 1177 nucleotides long. Its product is annotated as cytochrome c oxidase biogenesis protein Cmc1 like-domain-containing protein. Lineage: Eukaryota; Fungi; Ascomycota; Dothideomycetes; Pleosporales; Didymellaceae. Gene Ontology annotation, cellular component: mitochondrion. The record is from RefSeq and is a predicted model, not a curated record. The transcript has 3 exons. Bases 303 to 977 code for a protein of 224 amino acids.